AUGGCCUACGGGUACGAGAUCGGAAUUCUUCAAGGCAAAGUGGUGACGGUGAAACGACCACCAUCCAUUAUUCCCCUCAUCGCCACGCCUCCAUUCAACCUAGCAAUGGGCAAGAUAAAAGUCCCACUGAGCGGCAGGUUUGUCCGAGUAGAGCUGACAGAAUUGUCUGUGGUUAUCCUCUAUGAUGGGUCUCACGAAGUUAAGGUGGAGAUUCCAAGUAACUACCAGAACAAAAUGUGUGGACUUUGCGGUAACUACAACGAUAUGGAGAACGAUGACUUUCAAAUGCCGAAUGGGCACAUCGCCUCGAACUGGAACGACUUCGGGAAUAGCUGGGAGACUGACACCAAUGCGUAUGUUACUUGUCAUGGUGAUCCUCCGAUCGGCCCACCCCCAACAGAAGGACCGUGUGACCCGAACCAUUCAGACCCGUGUGACGUGCUUACAGAGUCACCCGGUCCGUUUACUACUUGCCAUAGCGCUGUUGAUCCUCAGACUUACUUGGAAACCUGCGUGUUCGACACGUGUGCAACCCGGGGCCAGGGGCUCUGCCACAACCUGGAGGCGUACUAUGACUCCUGUGCGGACGCUGGCGUGUCUCCCUUUACUUGGCGGACGGCAGACCUCUGUCCAAUGGGCUGCCCCGCGAACAGCACGUACUCAUCAUGCACAAGCGCCUGCCCUGCGACCUGCGUGAACCCCAGUGCCUCAGACAACUGUACCCUUCCCUGUGUAGAAGGCUGCGAGUGCAAUGAAGGCUACGUACAAAGUGGACAGGAAUGCGUGUCUCAAGCGGACUGCGGUUGCUCCGACGGCAAUGGAUUCUACCAUACGGUAAGCGUCAUUUAUUGUGAUGAAUCAAUCAUCACAGUGACUAUAAAUAUGCUAGCCAUCCAUUACAACAUAAACGUAGUGCACUGA
Branchiostoma belcheri (Belcher's lancelet) is the source of this 921-nucleotide messenger RNA. RefSeq names its product zonadhesin-like. Bases 1 to 921 code for a protein of 306 amino acids. Gene Ontology annotation, cellular component: extracellular matrix. NCBI's taxonomy places the organism in Eukaryota, Metazoa, Chordata, Leptocardii, Amphioxiformes, Branchiostomatidae. The record is from RefSeq and is a predicted model, not a curated record. The transcript is spliced from 5 exons.